AGUCACAAGCAGAGAUCAUUAACACAUGCCAUGCACGGAGCAAGAUCCAGAGGGCAACACCUGAGUUCUGAAGCCCAGGAAGACACGCUCGACCACCAAGCAGCCAGACAGCCCAGGACCUUCCUCGAUCAGCAUGUGGCCACCCAAAGGGGCACGUUUCACCUCACUGCUCUCAAGGACUGCAGCCGUGGGUUUGAUGCUCCUCCAGCUGGUGAGCCCCGACCCAACCUGUGAAGAAAAUGAAACGUGUGUGGGCCAAGAUGAACAACCCCUCAGUGGCUGGUACAUCUGGUGCUUCAUGCUAAUCACUCUGAUCUCCAUCACAUGCUGCAUGGUCCUGGCCUGCCUCCGGUGUUGGCUGAAGAGGUCUCGCCCCUGCCUCCCUGGGCGCACUGUGGCAGUGUUUGCUGUCAAUGACAUCGAGUCCAUUUCUGGCAGAGAAGCAGUCACCAGUCCAACAGGAAGUGCUGACCUCCAUUCUCCACACCUUGUACUAUAUCCUCAAUCCUGUAUUGUCCCUUUGGGGCCCCCACCUCCAUAUGAAGAUGCUCAGAAGACAAGCAGAUUGUAAUCUAGUUUUGUAAGGACCAAAGGUCUUUAUCUUCCCGCCAAUAGCCAGCCCAUUGAAAGGUCAAUCUGCCAUUUUCUGACUUCUUAGUGCAGACCCUAUGAGGGGCUAACAUCACGGACACAUGUCUUAUUUUCAAAUGUCGUUCUUUCUCUGACAUGGCCCAAAGGAGGACAAAGCGAAAAAGGAUGCCUGUACCUGGCAAUGUGCUAAUACCAAAGCAAGAUUGGUCCUGCCCUCUAAUGUACUUCAUAUCAGAGGGAAGAUCAUAUGCAUGUAUUAGUACAGACAAAAAUGAUGGGGCAGGAGGGGGCAAUAGAGGCUGAGGAGAUCAGGUAGCAUUUGAACUGAGCUUUG
Molecule: messenger RNA, 925 nt
Organism: Trichosurus vulpecula (common brushtail)
Lineage: Eukaryota; Metazoa; Chordata; Mammalia; Diprotodontia; Phalangeridae
Gene: TMEM207
Product: transmembrane protein 207
Exons: 5
Coding region: 134-571 (145 amino acids)
Source: RefSeq, a predicted model, not a curated record